AUGAAGACCCUCCUGCUGUUGGCAGUGAUCAUGGCCUUUGGCCUGCUGCAGGUCCGUGGAGACUUGCUGGGUUUUCGGAAAAUGAUCCAGUAUACGACAGGAAAGGAACCUGUGUCCACUUAUGGCUUCUAUGGUUGCUACUGUGGCCUGGGUGGCAAAGGGUCCCCCAAGGAUGCAACAGAUCGGUGCUGCAUGGCGCAUGACUGUUGCUACAGACGUCUGAAGACAAUCGGCUGCGGCACCAUGUUACUGAGUUACAAGUUUGCUUACCUCUGGGGCCAAAUCAUUUGUGACAAACAGGAAUACUGUAGGAGAGAACUGUGUCAGUGUGAUAAAAAAGCUGCCGAUUGUUUUGCAAGAAACCAGAAGACCUAUAAUAAAAGGCUUCAAUACUAUAGUAACCUGCUGUGCAGUGGGAGUGCCCCCAAGUGCUGA
Molecule: messenger RNA, 435 nt
Organism: Camelus dromedarius (Arabian camel)
Lineage: Eukaryota; Metazoa; Chordata; Mammalia; Artiodactyla; Camelidae
Gene: PLA2G2A
Product: phospholipase A2 group IIA
Exons: 4
Coding region: 1-435 (144 amino acids)
Biological process (GO): lipid catabolic process; arachidonate secretion; phospholipid metabolic process
Molecular function (GO): phospholipid binding; calcium ion binding
Source: RefSeq, a predicted model, not a curated record